AUGGAUAGAAUUUCACAGUUACCACCAGAAAUUCUUCACCAAAUACUCUCUCUUCUCCAAACUAAAACUGCUGCUCAAACCGCCGUGCUGUCCAAACUAUGGCUUAAAGCAUGCUAUACCAAUCCCCAUCUUAAUUUUGAUCAAUUUGAUUUCUACACUUCUUCUGAUGAAUCUGAUUUCGACACUUCUGAUGAUGAAUCUGAUGACGAAGCUGAAAUUGAACCACGGCAUAGCGAUAGUUUCUACGAAUCUCAUGUUGAAUUCUCAAGGAUGGUAGACAGUAUUUUGGAAAGAUAUCGCCGUGAAAAUCUACCGAUUUCAGAUUUUAACCUUCGUAUCUCUUUUUCCGAUCAAACUGAUUGUGAAGGUCUAGUCGAUAAAUGGUUAGAUAUUAUAACAGAGACAAGGGCUUCACAGGUAACACUUUUGGUGGAAAGCAAAACCGAAGAUUAUUCCGAAAGAUAUACUCUGUUAGCUGAUUCUAUCUUCGCAAUAGAAUCGUUGCAGCAGUUGGAGCUAAAUCACUGCAAAAUACUGAAAAGGAGAACACUACUUUCCGAAGAUGAAAUUAGGUGCAUUCACCUAAAAAAUCUCACAUUGCAAUUUGUUACUGUUUCUGAAUCAACACUCAACACUCUAAUUUCAUGUUGCCCUCGGAUUGAGACGAUAUCACUUCAAUACUGUAUCGGGUUCAAUUGCAUUCGUGUUACAAAAAGUCUUCAUAACCUUUUGUCUCUUAGUAUCUUGUCCUGUCAAAUUGAGGAAGUUCAUAUUUUCGAUGCACCAAAAUGUGUCCUGGUUUCCGAGUUCUAG
This is a messenger RNA of Solanum tuberosum (potato), 813 nucleotides long. Its product is annotated as putative F-box/LRR-repeat protein At5g41840. Bases 1 to 813 code for a protein of 270 amino acids. The transcript has a single exon. Gene Ontology annotation, molecular function: protein binding. The record is from RefSeq and is a predicted model, not a curated record. Lineage: Eukaryota; Viridiplantae; Streptophyta; Magnoliopsida; Solanales; Solanaceae.